AUGGCGACCAGCACCACCAAGACUGGUCAGCCCCUUGACCGAAGUGCACUCGAACCCGUUUUGCGUCGAAGGAUGUUCUACACUCCUUCCUUUGAGAUAUACGGCGGAGAGCGUGGUCUCUAUGACUACGGACCGCCCGGCUGCGCUCUUCAAGCCAAUGUGGUGGAUAUAUGGAGAAAACACUUCGUCCUUGAAGAAGACAUGCUCGAGGUCGACUGCACCAUGCUGACACCCGAAGCUGUCCUCAAGACCAGCGGCCACGUGGAUAAGUUUGCGGACUGGAUGUGCAAAGAUCCUAAGAGCGGGGAGAUUUUCCGGGCAGAUCACUUGGUCGAGCAGGUCCUCGAGGCCAGGCUGAAGGCGGACAAGGACGCUCGUGGCCAGAAGGUCGAGGUCGACGAGGCAAAAGAAGCAAAGAAGAAGAAGAAGGUCAAGGAUGCAAAGAUCGAGAAGCUCGACGAUGCCGUCGUCCAGGAAUACGAAGAGACUCUGGCAAAGAUCGACAACUAUGGAGGCGACGAGCUCGGCGAGCUGAUCAAGAAAUUCAAUAUCAAGGGCCCUACGACUGGCGCAGAUUUGGACCCUCCUAGAGCAUUCAACCUGAUGUUCCAAACUCAGAUUGGCCCCAGUGCUGAGAGACCCAAUGGCUACCUCCGCCCAGAGACCGCUCAGGGACAGUUCUUGAACUUUCAGAAGCUGCUCGAGUUCAACCAACAAUCCAUGCCAUUUGCCUCGGCUUCCAUUGGAAAGUCCUUCCGAAAUGAGAUCUCCCCACGAUCUGGACUACUACGGGUUCGAGAAUUCCUGAUGGCCGAGAUUGAACACUUUGUCGAUCCCGAGGGUGGGAAGCAACACCACCGAUUCGAAGACGUGAAGGAUGUCAAAUUGACUCUUCUGAACCGAAAGACUCAGCUUUCAGGCCGCACUACGCCUGACGUCCUGACGAUCGGCGAGGCUGUGUCCACCGGAAUCGUGGACAAUGAGACCCUUGGAUAUUUCAUGGUCCGGAUCCAAGACUUUUUGCUGAAGAUUGGCAUUGACCACUCGAAAUUGCGAUUCAGACAGCACAUGGCGAACGAGAUGGCCCAUUAUGCAGCGGACUGUUGGGAUGCCGAACUCUUUACCACUUACGGAUGGAUUGAAUGUGUUGGAUGUGCGGAUCGGAGCGCCUACGAUUUGACUGUGCACGCGAACAAGACCGGAGCAUCGCUGGUUGUCCGCGAAACCCGGCCGGAGCCGCUAGUGAUCGAAGAGUUUCAGAUCGACUUGGAACGCAAGAAGUUGGGACCUAAGUUCCGCAAGGAUGCAAAGGCUGUGGAAGCUGCCGUGGAUGCGCUGUCCCAGGAGCUACGUGAGAAGUUGUCGCUUGAGCUCGAAAAGAGCGGCAAGAUUGAAGUCCAGACACCAGGGAUCGGAAGUGGUACAACAGAACUCGACAAGGACCUGAUCAAGAUUGAGAAGAGAAAGCGAACGGAGUACACCCGUGAGUACACCCCCAAUGUCAUCGAGCCGUCGUUCGGCAUUGGCCGGAUUCUGUACAGUUUGAUGGAGCACGUCUACUGGACUCGCGAAGGUGACGGAGCCCGGGCCGUGCUGUCUUUCCCUCCGGCCAUCGCGCCUACGAAGGUGUUGUUGGUGCCGCUAUCCAGCCACCAAGACUUCAAGCCGUUCAUCAGGAAGUUGACUGCUCGGCUGCGCCGGGUUGGCGUGUCCAACAAGGUCGACGACUCUUCUGCGAGUAUUGGUAAACGGUACGCGCGCAACGACGAAUUGGGCACGCCUUUCGGAAUCACCAUCGACUUCCAGACUGUCAAGGAUGGCUCGCUGACGCUUCGGGAACGAGACUCGACGAAGCAAGUGCGCGCCAGUGAAGACGACAUCAUCGCCGCUGUCAAGGCUUUGGUAGAUGGAGAGGAGAGCUGGGAUGAUGUUUCCAAGAGACUGCCUAUCUUUGAGGGACAAGAACUUGACUAG
Messenger RNA from Capronia epimyces CBS 606.96, 1974 nucleotides. RefSeq names its product glycyl-tRNA synthetase. Gene Ontology annotation, molecular function: glycine-tRNA ligase activity; ATP binding. The record is from RefSeq and is a predicted model, not a curated record. Gene Ontology annotation, biological process: mitochondrial glycyl-tRNA aminoacylation. Gene Ontology annotation, cellular component: mitochondrion; cytoplasm. The coding region runs from base 1 to 1974 and encodes 657 amino acids. NCBI's taxonomy places the organism in Eukaryota, Fungi, Ascomycota, Eurotiomycetes, Chaetothyriales, Herpotrichiellaceae. The transcript has a single exon.